AUGAACUGGGCCAUUCCCUUCUUUCCAUACCCUCCCUCUAAGCCCGGGUUUUGGAGCCCGGUCACGUCGACCCUCAACUGGUGCGAAGAGGACUACUAUGCGACCGUAUACUCUGCCGAGAUUGUCAAUACUUUGACAAACCUUCUGUUUAUGGCACUGGGAGUCAAGGGCAUCAUCAGCUGUAUUCGCAAUCAACAUGACCAAAUCUUCCUGGUGGCCUAUUUGGGCUACCUGGUGGUGGGCACAGGCAGUUUCCUGUUCCAUACUACUUUGAAGUAUCCGAUGCAACUAGUUGACGAAUUAUCCAUGAUCUAUACAACGUGUCUGAUGGUCUACGCGUCGUUCGCCUUCUCCCGCCCAACAGGUGUGCGUGUGGCUAUAGGGGUCUCCCUUUCAGCCUUGUCAGUCUUCAUCACGCUCUAUUAUCACUACCUCCAAGACCCUACGUUCCACCAGAAUACCUACGCAUUAUUGACAAUUGUCGUCGUAUUCCGUAGUAUGUACACUAUGGAGAAGACCUUGCGACCCAAAUGGCGCAAGUCUCGAGAGGAGGACCGCCUGGAGAAAGAGAAGCGAGGCUUACCGGUGCCGUCCAAGGAGCGCCAGCACUUUGAGAAUGUCCGUGAUACGAAGCUCCUUGCCACAAUGUGGUGCAUGGUCGGCUACGGGCUGGCUAUGUUCCUCGGUGGGUUUGCAAUUUGGAAUUUGGACAACCACUUCUGUUCUGAUAUUCGCCGAUGGAGACGCCAAGUGGGCCUACCAUGGGGGAUUUUCCUGGAGGGCCAUGGGUGGUGGCACAUUAUGACAGGUAUUGGUGCGUAUCUAUACAUCGUCUGGGGGAUUCAGCUUCGACACUGUCUGAAAGGACAGCAGGAUGAUUACCACCUUCACUGGGCUCGUGUUUGGCACAUCCCCGACGUGGUUCGUACCGCGCCUUCUUCCAAGGGAGCGAAUUCGCAACAGAAAAAGUUGUCCUAG
Messenger RNA from Penicillium chermesinum, 978 nucleotides. RefSeq names its product ceramidase. Lineage: Eukaryota; Fungi; Ascomycota; Eurotiomycetes; Eurotiales; Aspergillaceae. The transcript is spliced from 4 exons. Bases 1 to 978 code for a protein of 325 amino acids. Gene Ontology annotation, cellular component: endoplasmic reticulum membrane. The record is from RefSeq and is a predicted model, not a curated record. Gene Ontology annotation, biological process: ceramide biosynthetic process; ceramide catabolic process.